GGAACUCUGCACCAGUCUGGAGGGAGAGCAGCUUGUACUGAAGCAGGAGACUGAUACUUUUAUGUUGACUCCUACUAACGAGGGUAAUGACCAACAGCUCCUCUCUCACAACUCUCCUGUAGCUGAGAGCCAAGAUCAGGAAGGAAGCAAGGAUGUAGACCCAGAAUCAACUAGAAAUGCAGAGACACAACCAAAGAAAAGACAUCACAAAAACACAAGUCACAGUGACAACGUAUACAACUCUCCCACAACAAAGAGUCACUGUAACACUCAGACAGGUGAAAAGUCAUUCAAAUGCGACACUUGUGGAAAACUUUUUAAGAAUAAGUCCAAAUUGAAAAUACAUCAGAGACACCACACAGGUGAAAAGCCAUACUUUUGCGAAACAUGUGGGAAAAGUUUCAGAACAAGUACGGGUCUGUUGAUCCACAGGAGAACCCACACAGGUGAGAAGCCAUAUACAUGCAACACCUGUGGGAAGAAAUUUACUAACAAUUCAGCCUUGAGUAAGCAUACAAGAACCCACACAGGUGAGAAGCCGUACACCUGCAAUACCUGUGGGAAAAAAAUUAGUAACAAGUCAGACUUGAAUAAACAUACAAGAACUCACACUGGUGAGAAGCCAUAUUUUUGUGAAACGUGUGGGAAGGGUUUCAGUACUAGUGCAUGCUUGUUGGUCCAUGUCAGAAUCCACACAGGUGAGAAGCCGUACACCUGCAACACCUGUGGGAAAAAGUUUAGUGACAAGUCAGACUUGAGUAAGCACACAAGAACCCACACUGGUGAGAAGCCACAUUUUUGUGAAACAUGUGGGAAAGGUUUCACUACUCGUACAGUCUUGUUGGUUCACAUGAGAAUCCACACAGGUGAGAAGCCUUAUUCUUGUGAAACAUGUGGGAAAGAUUUCAGAACUUCUUAUGAAUCCUUGGUCCACAUGAGAAUCCACACAGGUGAGAAGCCGUACACCUGUGACAUCUGUGGGAAAAAGUUCAGUCAGAGGUCCAAAUUGAAAAUACAUCAGAGACGCUACACAGGUGAGAAGCCAUAUUUUUGCCAAACGUGUGGGAAAAGUUUCAGCUCAAAUCCGUGUCUGUCAGUUCACAUGAGAAUCCACACAGGCGAGAAGCCAUAUUCCUGCAAAACCUGUGGGAAGAAAUUUACUCACAAUUCAUGCUUUAGGAACCAUACAAGAACCCACACAGGUGAGAGGCCGUAUACUUGCAAUACCUGUGGAAAGAAAUUUACUAACAGCACAGGCUUGAGGAACCAUACAAGAACCCACACAGGUGAAAAGCCAUAUUUUUGUGAAACGUGUGACAGCGUUUUCACUACGCGUACAAGCUUGUUGGUCCACAUGAGAAUCCACACAGGUGAGAUGCCCUACACCUGCAACACCUGUGGGAGAAAAUUUCGUGGGAGGACAUCCUUAAGCACGCAUACAAGAACGCACACAGGGGAGAAGCCAUAUUUUUGUGAAAGGUGUGGGAAAAGUUUCGCUACUAAGCAAAUGAUGUUAAUCCACAUGAGAAUCCACACAGGGGAGAAGCCAUACCCCUGUGACAUCUGUGGGAAAAUGUUCAGUCAGAAGCCACACUUGGUGACACAUCUGAAGAUCCAUAAAAAAUAAAAAUUCAUGUAAUUCCUGAACAUGUUGGAGAGCUUUCAGACUGAAUGGGGAAUUGACAGUCCAUAUGUAAAGAGCCUUUGAAAAAUGAUCUUGGAAAAGUAUUAGUUUUACAGUGAGUGCAUAGAUUCUAAGAAUAUAAAUGACUGAACUCUGAAAUAUUGUUGAAUUUUAGAUUUUUAUGCCCUAUCACAGUUAUGAGUGGGCUGGUCUGUAAUGUUAAAGCCGAGAAACUCUCAACGCUGUUUUGUCACUUAUGUGGUCAUUUAACCAUCUAGUUCAUUUUGUAUUGAUCAUGUGCAUUCAUUUGUUAUUUUUAAUAAUUUUUUGAUUGGAUGAAUUUGAUGUAGUUUGUAUGUUCUCAAGUUUUAGAAGUGAUGCACAAAGAUAGGUUGUAGAGGGUGAACUACAUUGUUUUGUAAA
Molecule: messenger RNA, 2047 nt
Organism: Seriola dumerili (greater amberjack)
Lineage: Eukaryota; Metazoa; Chordata; Actinopteri; Carangiformes; Carangidae
Product: zinc finger protein 239-like
Exons: 2
Coding region: 62-1627 (521 amino acids)
Biological process (GO): negative regulation of transcription by RNA polymerase II
Molecular function (GO): DNA-binding transcription repressor activity, RNA polymerase II-specific
Source: RefSeq, a predicted model, not a curated record